Molecule: messenger RNA, 759 nt
Organism: Aspergillus affinis
Lineage: Eukaryota; Fungi; Ascomycota; Eurotiomycetes; Eurotiales; Aspergillaceae
Product: SDR family oxidoreductase
Exons: 4
Coding region: 1-759 (252 amino acids)
Source: RefSeq, a predicted model, not a curated record
AUGGCAUCCUACCUGGUUACCGGCACGUCGCGAGGAAUUGGCCUCACUCUGACGAAUAUUCUGGCUUCCAAGCCUGCCUCGGAGGUUCCUACCAUAUACGCUGCUGCGCGUACUGAAACAAACGAGCUCAAGCAGUUGGUUGCGAAGUCAAACGGACGUGUACAGAUCGUCAGUAUCGACGUGACGUCGAAAGAGAGCACGAAGAAGGCAGCCAGUGAGGUUGAAAAGGCGCUCGGGGACAAGGGCCUCGAUGUGUUGAUCAACAAUGUCGGCAUCAUGAACUACACUCCCGAUGGAAUUGAGACUAUGGAUGAUCUGGACUCUACAUUUACGGCCAACGUGACAAGCACGCACCUCGUCACCAGUGCUUUCCUACCUCUUCUGCAGAAAGGAAACUUGAAGAAGGUCAUCAAUGUAUCCACCACUCUCGGCUCCAUCGCCAUGUCCCCGAAAUACAGCCUCUUCCCUGUGCCCGCGUACAAAGUCUCCAAGGCGGCGCAGAACAUGCUCACGGUGCAAUAUGCCCAGUCCUUCGCGGAUCAAGGCUUCACAUUUGUGACCGUCUCUCCAGGUUGGGUGAAGACUGAUCUCGGUGGAUCUGGUGCCGAUCUGACGAGGGAACAGAGCGCCAAUGGUAUUUUAGAAAUCGUGUUCCGUGUGACGAAAGAGGAGAAUGGCAAGUUCUAUAACAUCAGAGUUGAUGGAUGGGAGGAGGCCGAGGGAUUGAACCGGUACGAUGGCGCCGAGGCGCCUUGGUAA